Capsicum annuum is the source of this 1932-nucleotide messenger RNA. RefSeq names its product cytochrome P450 71D7. Gene Ontology annotation, molecular function: heme binding; monooxygenase activity; iron ion binding. The record is from RefSeq and is a predicted model, not a curated record. Bases 201 to 1709 code for a protein of 502 amino acids. Lineage: Eukaryota; Viridiplantae; Streptophyta; Magnoliopsida; Solanales; Solanaceae. The transcript is spliced from 2 exons.
AAUACCUUGCACAUAACAACUUUAAUUUAUUUAGUGCAACAUGGUACUACUAUUUAUAAGUUAGUACUAACAAUAUUCAAGACUUCUAGAUGUCAUUUUGGGAUUGUGACACUAUAAAAGGAAGCUAGAAUUACCUGGAAAAAGGAAAAAAAAAAAACAUCCACCACCAGUAGCAUCCUAAUUUCCUUAUUCAUCGAUCAAUGGAGAUCAAUUUAGUUUCAUUUAUCCUCUUAUUCUCAUCCAUUUUUAUCAUAGUUAGAAAAUGGAGAAGCCAAAAACAAAAGUUACCUCCAGGUCCAUGGAGACUCCCACUCAUUGGGAGUUUGCAUCACUUGAUUAGUGGACAUAAUCCACAUCGUAUUUUUAGAGAUCUAGCUCGAAAAUAUGGCCCUGUCAUGUACUUGGAACUAGGGGAAGUUCCUACCGUGAUCAUAUCAUCACCUUCUACGUCGAAACAAGUUUUAAAAACUCAUGAUCUCGCCUUUGCUAGUAGGCCACAGUUUACAUCCACUGAUAUUGUAAUGUACAAUAAUAAAGAUAUUGCGUUCGCUGAAUAUGGUGACUACUGGAAACAGAUGCGCAAAAUUUGCAUAAUGGAACUUCUAAGUGCGAAGAUGGUCAAGUCAUUUAGCUCAAUUCGAAAGGAUGAGCUCUCGAGUAUCCUCUCAUCUAUUGAUUCCGUUGGGGGUAGCUGUGAAGUGAACAUGACGGAAAUAAUUGUUCGGUUCACAAGCUCAGUGACAUGUCGAUUGGUGUUUGGAAAAUUGUGCAGAGACCGAGAUGAGUUGAUAAAUUUGAUGAAAGAUGCGUUGUUUUUAGUAGGAGGAUUUGAUGUGGGUGAUUUCUUCCCUUCGUGGAAGUUACUUUACAAGAUGAGUGGUGCAAAGUCGAAAUUGGUAAAGAUGCAUCAAAACGUUGAUUCAGUUUUGGAGAGCAUUGUUAAUGAGCAUAUUAAGAAUCGAGCAAUGGGGACAAAGGGUAAUGGUGCGUAUGGAGGUGAAGAUUUAGUUGAUGUUUUCCUAAGAAUCAAGGAGAAUGAUCAACUUCAAUUUCCAAUUACCAAUGACAACAUAAAAGCUGUGAUUUUGGACAUGUUUACCGCUGGGACUGAAACUUCAUCUACAGCUAUUAUUUGGGCAUUGUCAGAAUUGAUGAAACAUCCAAAUAUUAUGGACAAGGCACAAAGUGAAGUGAGACAAGCCUUCAAAGAGAAAAUGGACUUUGAUGAAGAAGAUCUUGAUAACUUGCCGUAUCUCAAGUUAGUGAUUAAAGAAACAUUAAGGCUACACGCUCCAAGUAUAGUCCACAGAGAAUGCAGAGAAGAAACAAUCAUUGAUGGAUAUACAAUACCUGCUAAGGCCACGGUACUAGUCAAUACAUGGGCAAUGGGAAGAGAUCCAGAAGUUUGGGAUGGUCCCGAGAGUUUCAUACCAGAGAGAUUUGAAAAUUCUCCUAUUGACUAUCUGGGAAAUAACUAUGAGUAUCUCCCAUUUGGCGCAGGAAAAAGGAUUUGUCCAGGCAUGCAGUUUGGUUUAGCUAAUGUUAAACAACCUUUGGCUCGACUCCUCUACCACUUUAACUGGGAACUUCCAUAUGGAACAAGUCCAAAAGACUUGGAUAUGAGUGAGAAAAGUGGAUUAAGUGCAGCGAAAGAGAAAGAUCUCUACUUAAUUGCCAAAACGAAUCAAAGUUUGGACGUCAUGCUCUAAAUGAUGAAAAUGAGCUGAGAAUAAGCUUUCAUCAACUUCUUUAGUUUGGUGCCUUUUUUCUCUGUCUUGCUUUUGUCUUGCAGUUUAAGUAAAGAAUAACAUCCACAAUUGGUUAUAGAGUUUUGAUUUAAAAGGUUAGAUUAUUGAAGAAUAUAUUCCACCCGCCAUUUUGUGUAGUAUGUAAAAGUAUAAAUGUAUAAUCAAAUUUGUUUCUCUUCUCUCA